Cynara cardunculus var. scolymus (artichoke) is the source of this 742-nucleotide messenger RNA. RefSeq lists its product as uncharacterized. The transcript has 2 exons. The record is from RefSeq and is a predicted model, not a curated record. The coding region runs from base 220 to 627 and encodes 135 amino acids. NCBI's taxonomy places the organism in Eukaryota, Viridiplantae, Streptophyta, Magnoliopsida, Asterales, Asteraceae.
UGCUGUUUCAUGCUUUCACUACUCUCGCUUCUUUUCCGUAGUCCCUUUCCCAUCUCCUUGUACUAUUCCAUGGCUUCUUGGUAUUUCCGUUGUGUCGGUCUUGAUCCAUGAAUUACAAUCCUUUUUCAAUUGCAUCUUGUAAGUUUAGUCCUAAAUCGACCACAACUUUCAUUUUUCGGAAUCGAAUUUGGAAGGAAAUCACCAGGUGAUAGUGGGAAGAUGAAGAUGAAGAUGAAGAUGAAGAAGAAGAAUCAUGAUGAUGAGACAGUUAAGAAUAAGCGGUUUCUGAUCACUGUGAAUGUGCUUGGAAGUUCAGGACCUUUGCGAUUCGUGGUGAAUGAUGAUGAUAAGGUUUCGGAAGUUAUCUAUUCGUCUAUGAAGAUGUAUGCUCGUGGUGGACGACUUCCUGUUCUUGGCUCUGAUAUCAAUAAUUUAUUGCUUUAUCCAUCAAAUGCAGGAUCUGAAGCAAUGAAAGCGGAUGAAGCAGUUGGUGCAUGUGGAGAAAGGACUUUUGUGUUGUGCAAGAAACAGAGUCGUCCUCAGAUGACUGAAACUCGAUCGGAGAUGAUCAACCGCCACCGUCGGAGCCGCGGUUGGAAGGCGUGGUUCAAGAUUUUAUCUCAUUAAUCUUGUACUUUGAGAAUAACAAUUUUACCAACAAAACUCGAGAGAAAUAAAAAUAAAAUCUAUGUAUUGCUUAAGUUGGUAAUAAAAUUGGCUAUUGAUCGGUCUUUUUAAAUAC